Poecilia latipinna (sailfin molly) is the source of this 2054-nucleotide messenger RNA. RefSeq names its product transforming growth factor, beta-induced (gene tgfbi). The transcript has 15 exons. Bases 16 to 1869 code for a protein of 617 amino acids. Gene Ontology annotation, biological process: extracellular matrix organization; cell adhesion. NCBI's taxonomy places the organism in Eukaryota, Metazoa, Chordata, Actinopteri, Cyprinodontiformes, Poeciliidae. Gene Ontology annotation, cellular component: extracellular matrix. Gene Ontology annotation, molecular function: cell adhesion molecule binding. The record is from RefSeq and is a predicted model, not a curated record.
AAGAAAAAUGUCCCCAUGUCACCUGGAGGGCUCCAUAGAUUUCUGUUGCUCCGUCUCCUCCGCAGCGUCAUCACCUACGAAUGCUGUCCAGGUUACGAGAAGCUUCCUGGAGAGAAGGGCUGCCCUGCCGCGCUGCCUCUGGUGAACAUCUACAGCACUCUGGGCGCGGUCGGCGCCUCCACCACCCAGAUGUACUCGGACCGAGCCCGGCUGAGGGAGGAGGUGGAGGGGCCGGGCAGCUUCACCUUCUUCGCUCCCAGCAACGAGGCGUGGGCCGCCCUGCCCGCGGAGAUCCUGGAUGCUCUGGUGAGCAAUGUGAACAUCGAGCUGCUGAACGCGCUGCACUACCACAUGGUGAACCGCCGGCUGACCUCCGAGGAGCUGAAGCACGGAUCGUCCUUCUCCUCCAUGUACCAGGACUCGCACGUCCACAUCCACCACUACAGCAACGGGAUCGUGACGGUGAACUGUGCCCGCCUCAUCAAACCCGACCAGCAUGCCACUAACGGCAUCGUCCAUGUCAUCGACCGCGUCAUCACCGCCGUGUCCAGCGACAUGCAGUCCAUCGUUGACGUUGACGACGAUCUGGAGACGCUCCGCGCGGCGUUCGCAGCUGCGGGGCUGAGCACCCUGCUGGAGAGUCCGGGUCAGUACACCGUCUUCGCUCCCACCAACGACGCCUUCGCCAAGAUUCCUCGGGAGACCCUGAACCGCAUCCUGGGAGACCCCGUAGCUCUGAAAGACCUGCUGAACUACCACAUCCUGAAGCAGCUGCAGUGCGCCGAGUCCAUCGUGUCGGGAACGUCCGUGGAGACGCUGCAGGGCGCGGCGCUGGAGGUCGGCUGCGACGGCGACCAGAUGACCCUGAACGGGAACGCCAUCGUCACCAAGAAGGACCAGCUGGGAACCAACGGCGUCAUCCACUACAUCAGCCAGCUGCUCAUCCCAGACUCAGCUAAAACUCUGCUGGAGCUGGCGGAGGACUCGUCCGUUUCCACGGCGACCAGGCUGUUUGUGGACGCCGGCCUGUCGUCCCACCUGACGGGCUCGGAGGCGCUAACCAUGCUAGCGCCGCUAAACGAUGCCUUCAAAGAAAGCGUGACGAUGACCCCUGACCUCCGGGCGCUGAUGAAGAACCACCUGCUGAAGCAGCAGCUGUCCUCCAAGGCGCUGUACCACGGCCAGCAGCUGCAGACGCUGGGCGGCCUCACGCUGCGCGUCUUCGUCUACAGGAACAACCUCUGCAUCGAGAACGCCUGCAUCGCGGCUCAUGACAGAACCGGCCGCUUCGCCACCAUGUUUACACUGGACAAGGUUCUGGCUCCACCCACCGGGACGCUGAUGGACGUCCUGAAGGCCGACGAGCGCUUCAGCCAGCUGGUCGGCGCCAUCCAGACGGCCGGCAUGACGGAGCUGCUCCACCAGCAGGGGGCGCUCACCUUCUUCGCUCCCACCAACGAGGCGUUCAGGGCCCUGCCGCCGGCCGAGCUCAGCCAGCUGCUCAGAAACGCCGAUCAGCUGGCGGCCAUCUUGCGGCUUCACCUGGGGCAGGGGCUGCUGGUGAGCGGGGGGGUCAGCUCCCACACCCGCCUGGCGCCGCUGCAGGGCGACAAGCUGGAGCUGGGCGUGAGGAACUUCACCGUCUACGUCAACAAGGUUCCUGUGGCCGACGCCGACCUGAUGGCCACCAAUGGAGUCGUCCACGCCGUCAACGCCUUCAUCAGGCCUCUGGCUCCGAAGGCGGACUGGGAGCAGGCGGACGGACCGGCGUCUGCAACUCCAGUCGACUCCCAGAGGUUCAGGAACGACGACUUGUUUGAGCGGGUUCUGAUGAGCCGCUCCAGCAGAACCAUGAACCGGCGCCAGUGAGGGGCGGGCCUUCCAGCAGAACCACUUCCUGCUUCCUGUUUGCUGUAGAACCAGUUUGAUUCUGUGAAAUCCAACUCAGAUCUUCUGUAAAGUGUGUCGUCCUGCAGCAUGUCGGCAGGUCGCAGUCCGGACCCGGAACCGGACUCACAUUUGUAAAAUAAAGCCUAGAGUGAUGCGCCUCUUCA